Caenorhabditis sp. 36 PRJEB53466 is the source of this 2936-nucleotide messenger RNA. NCBI's taxonomy places the organism in Eukaryota, Metazoa, Nematoda, Chromadorea, Rhabditida, Rhabditidae. The record is from the annotation of a GenBank genome assembly.
AUGGCGAGUAUCAACGCGUUUCCGGCGUUGUAUCUCAAUCUCGGCGCCGAGAUGAUGUACGUGUUGGACUCGAGGCUCCGCGUGCAAUCGGAUGUGAGUUCACACUUUACUCGUCGCAACUAUGGACAUUAUUUCAGAGUGUGGAAGAUCGCGAGAAGAGCGACAAAGUGUGCAAAGAGAUUCUAUUGUCGUUUCUCUCGAAGACGCUCCUCGACGAGGUGUUCAAGGCGAAUACGGGAACGCCGAGCCAGUCGGCACUCAGGACGUUCUUCGAGAAAGUCGUCCACAGCUCGAUAAUGCGUCUCAAUCCGAGCAGUAUGGACAAGUUGUACGAUCUGAUGAUGGUGCAUUACAAGUACGCGCUGCUCAAAAUGACGAUGCCCGAGCAGAUAAUGACGGUGACGGCGAAUCACUUGCGCGCGCUUUUGGACCUGAUCCCGCUGGACAAGGACGUCGGCGCCGCCGUCGAGCACGCCUACACACUGGUCUUCACGCGGUACCGAACGCUGGACGCCACGGCCUGGUACAUGUUGCGCUGCUCAAUGCUCACAUUCUUCCAGGACACGCGCAUCAAGGUGUCGCAGUUUGUGCGCGAUGGCCGGCAACUUCCCAACGGGCGGUUCGUGCUUUUCAGCAAAACCGAACCGGUUCAGCUGAUGAAGGACGGACAACCGGUCGGACUUACACAGGUAUUCACGCUUGAGAACAGAGAUUAAUAUCGAAACUUUUUUUUUUGAGUAUUUCGUGAACAAACAGGUCACCAAGACGGAAGAGUUCAUGUCACACUACAAAUUCACGCCAUACGUCGACUAUGUAAGCGUUUGAGAGAGCGUCAAAAGUUAUAUAAAAUUGCCUUCUGCUAAUAUUCGAAAAAGUGGUCAACUGAAAAGUUGUUGCAAAUUUCAAGCAAAACAACUUUGUAAUUGAGCAUUUUGCUCUAAAUCCCAUCCCGUCAGUUUUGAGUUAGAAGCUAGUUUCUAGACAAAAAAAACGUGAAAUGUUUGAAAACACCGGGCUUAAUGCAAUCUCAUAUAACUUUUAGCGCUUGAGGAGCACCUAAUCCUCCUUAAAGACUUAAAAAAUUCGUUUCAGCCAGACACGCUGGACGCCGUGAAACGCUCGACCGACCUGGGCGCCAACUCGUACCGCGGGAGCGACGGAAUGCUCAAGGUACUCCCCCGCCAACCUUUUUUUUCUCUUUCUUUUUCUCAUUUCCUCUCGGCCCGCUUAUCACAAGACUUGCUCAGUCAGACGACGUCGACCGCCUGCCUUUGAUUGCUUUUUCACGUUUUUUUGGUUCUUGUUCAGCUGUCCCCCAACCCCCCCGCGCUCCUCAAAUCUCGAUAUUUGAUUGUAGAUCCAAGGCGGCGGCAGCGGCAACAGCGGCAGCAGCGGAGGAAAAGUGACACGUGGCGACGAGAUGGCCUUGUUCGAAAGUCUGAUGAGCUCGACGACGACGUCAAAUGUUGACGGUGAGUGUGAAAGGGCUUCGCCCGAGCCGAGCCGAGCAGAAUCGAAUCAAUUUUAGGGAGAGGCAUAGUCAUAAUAGGUGGCUAAACGGUUCAGAUUAGACAAAAGUUAGCGUGCCAUAAUGGGGAUAUUCAGCGUAUGUUUGCUUUCCGUUUUUUUUUUCGUUUUUCUACAUCGCUGAAUUGGAUUUUUUGACGUAAAAUAACGAAAAAAAAAACGGAAAACAAUCAUUUUUUUCACAGCCUGAAUAACCCCACAACUUCUCACAGACCACGGCGACCAAAAAAAAAAACGUAGAAAGGGGCGUGGCCUAGCGCGAACGGUUUUGUCACCAUUUUGGCGCGAAAUUCGAAAUUUAGCCGCAUUUUUUCAUGUUUUUCGUCAAAAAUCAACCAAAUUUUGUACGAUUGCGACGAUGUAAUUGCAUAACUUUGUAAAACUAAUCAUCGCGCGCACUUUUUGAGCUUAAAACGAGCAGGUUUCAUUCAGAAAUGAAUCAAUUGAUGCGAUUUUCAAGUUUUGUGCUGAAAAUGCGCGAAUUUCAGUCAUUCGCCGAUACUUUUUGCCGUUUGAACGCUUAAAAUACUUGUAUUAACGUGCUUAAUCACUUCCGACACUCACUUCGUCUCAAAACUAUCCACAUCGGCCGGUAUGAAAAUUCCGAAAUUGCGAAAUAUGCCAAAAACGUCUCAAACGCGGCGUUUUCACGAAAAUUUCAAUGUUUUCUCUGUUUAAUGUCUCUUCUUUCGUCGAUAUCAACACACAAAAAUGGCGGAAAAGUGCUGGAAUUGCGGCAAUUUUGAGAAAACGCGUCUCAGAUUAGGCCACGCCCCCCUUUCUACACUUUUCGUCGCCGUGGCAGACACGUUAAAUUCGCCUCUAACCGCAAUUCUUUUCAAAAAGCAAAAAAAGUAUGAAGCGAUGAAAGUCACUGCCCGUUUUUCUUCCCAGAUUCGCAAAUAUGGGGAAUGAGUUUGUUCGACGACGAGCAAGAGGAGAAGAGCUAUUUGCGCGCGGCGUCCGAGAAGACCAAAGUGACGCGCAUCGACGCGAGCCAAAAGAAGAAGAGUUUGAAGUCGGCGAUGGAUGAGCUGGUGAGCACCGCAUGUCACGUUUUUGACGUUCUAUCCAAUGAUUCUGUGCAGAAACUCGAAAAGCGUCCGCCGACGGCGGCUGGUGAGAAGAAGAAGAAGAAGACGAAGGGGGCAAGUGUGCUGGACCUAAUGGAUGAGGCGGCGGCGCGUCCGGCCACUGCCAAGACCAAAGGUAGGGCAUCAUGGCCUAGGAAAUUGUUCGGCCAUCUCCCUUCCUGACCGUUCAUUGUUUCAGUGAAGCGAAGCGAGUCUUCUGGAGCGGCGGCAAAGCCACGUACUCGCAGCGGCUCGCGUCCGACCACAAACGCGACUGAGAGAGCAUCGAGUGCGGCUCCGAAAAGAGCGGCGUCGGCGAAAAGGAAGCCAGUUUGA